AGAAACCAAAUAGGAGAUGAUUUUCACGUCCCCCUGUGAGACCCCGCCAUAAUCACAAAUAUCCACUAUCAUCGGAAAACUAGCUUUGGUUAAGUUUAGAUGUUUAAUUGGCUACCUCCUCUAUGUACUACAUGUAGUGAUAUAAUUUUGACCUACACGUACAGUGGCAGAGAGAACAUUAUUUGGAAAAGUUUUCCGCGGUAACGGAAAGGCAGAACUAAACCACUUUUCUGCGGAUUAAUGUCAAUCUUUGAACUUGGCGAUAUGACAGUUUGAACGAUUUGCCUGCAUGAUUAUAUGAUAAUCGAAUGAUUUGGGAUCUCUGCUUAUCUUUGAGUUAAAGGUUCAAACGUCAUUAUCAUGAUUAUUGGUUCUGGAUAAACACUAGUUCUUUGGAUUUCUAAAUCAUACACCAUGGGCUGGAAAAUAUUGCUUAAUUUGAGUUGUUUGUCUCUGAUGAUAUCUCUUUGUUUUGCGUGUGGUGCGUCCAGUACAGGCUCGAAAAAACCGAAUAAACCCUUCCAUGGCAUCCUAACCGAACCUAUGGCAGAUGUUUGGCUUGGAGCCAUAGAAUUCGUCGACUUCACAUGCGGUCUUCCUACAAAACCUGACAAAGCUCCUGAACAACCGACAGCCAAUCCUCUCCGCAACUUACCGUCUAACUACGCCAACCAAAUCGCACAGAGUAUGAAACUACCCACCGGCAAGGUCAACCCCUACAAGUUCGACCACUCCUUCGUUUACUUCCGGGGCAAGACCUUCGAGUGGGGUGCCAGCGUGGUCUACGACUACGGAGAAGCCACCAUCGGGCGUGACCCUCACGUCUGUCCUGCCAUCUGGAGCUUGCAGAGAGGAAGCAACUGCACCUUGGACCAGGCAGAAAAGAUGGCCAGGGACUUUGGACCGAUUCAUGGAGCGUAUCACCUAUUCACAAACAACUGCCAUCAUUUCGCUGAGUGGUUGAUGAAGAAGCUUAUUGCUGGCGACUGCAUCGUCAAAUAGAAACGUCAACGACUCAUAGCCUCAGCCUAUUGGGGUCUUCAAGCGAGGCAGAGAAUAACGUUUGUCUAUAUCAAAAAAGUUCUGCUUAGCCUAAUUUUUUAAACCUGUAGCUUUCGGUUAUAUAACAUGCCCCGAAUGUAUAUAGCUGACUUCUAGGUGGUUAAUACGACUAUAGAGUGACAUUUAUAUUUCAGUUUACAUUGAAGAUCAGGCUAAGCAGAAGAUCUUCUGAUGUAGAAUAGCGAACUUUAACUCCUGGACCCACCUCAUAUUUACUUGCGACCCGUCUUCCAAAGUCUUGAUAUUGAGAAUAUUAGAAUUUUGUAAGCAUGAAAAGGAGUUCACUGAUUGAUCAAUACAAUGCAUUUAUUAUUUAAUUUUUCUUGUUAUAAUUUAUAUAACAUUUCGAAUGAACAUUCGAGAAGCUGAUAAUGAUUGUUCCGGGUGACAGGGACAUCUCAACUGUUUAUAAGACAAAGCCUUGCUGAUGCUAAACCAAUCUUCACCAUGGGUAUGUUCUACAUUCCCGAGUUUAGUUGUACGCUCGCCUUGUAAUCAGAGGGUCGUGUGUUCGAAUCCCACCAUGGCCUAGCGUCCUUUGGCAACAAGGCGUCAAUCCACAAUUUGCCAAUCUCCACUCAGGUGUUAAAUUGGUACCCGGUAGGAUGCGGAAGCCUAUGUAGUAUGCCUAACAAUUGAGUCUUGGAACCCUUGUUGGAAUGCUCCCCAGGGAGUGGAAAAGGUGCAUACAUUGUAAGCGGGCAUGCAAGGAUCCGAUGACCGGGGUAAUAAUCAUCUAUAAAGCUCUCAGAGACGUCGUUCCGAUGUGUUAAGCGCUAUAUAAAUGCGGAAUAUUAUUAAUACUAUUACAUGUUUAAACGCAACUCUUUCUGCAACGGGCAAGUCAAGUCAAGUCAAAAAAUCAAUCGCAAGUCAAAAAUGCGCGCUGUUCAUUGGUUGAAAAUCAAGUUGCGCGUGAUUUUUAGAGUUGCGUUUGAUUUCAACUCUUUCUGCAACGGGUCCCAGAACAGACACAUACGGAUAUUUAUCUUGUCAAUGUUUAAAUUCACAAGACUGCAGCAGUUGAACAGAUGAUCUAGAUGUAUCUUCUCGUGUAUUUGUAUGUGCGUUCUUAUAAUGAUAAAUUUGAAAAUUGCAAUAAACAAACUAGUUCGUUUACAUAACUUUAA
Molecule: messenger RNA, 2192 nt
Organism: Lytechinus pictus (painted urchin)
Lineage: Eukaryota; Metazoa; Echinodermata; Echinoidea; Temnopleuroida; Toxopneustidae
Exons: 2
Coding region: 415-1002 (195 amino acids)
Source: RefSeq, a predicted model, not a curated record